UCUAGUGCUUCCCCAAUGCCCAUCUCUAUUAGGCAUUUGGGCCAUUCUCAUUUAAUGUUACUUUAAAGAAUUGCGGCACCUGUUAAAUAACUUGACUUGGACACAAUAUGAGUGAUCCGGAAAAUGAGUCAAAGUCGAACAGACGCGGGCCAAAACAUAUGCGCCUGCGCUACUAUACAUCCUACGAGGAGGCAACAAUUGUGAAAUUGUGGCGCGAGCAUUUGCACGAAAUAACAUCUUACACCGAGAAUUUGACCAUAUUUCGUGAAAUUGCCUUUGGCCUGCAACAGCAUCGCAUCCGGCUCAACAAGCAGGAGGUGCGACGUCGCAUCUCCAAUUACCGCAACAAGUAUUUAAUGGAACGCAAUCGCAUGGAGACCGAUCCGCAGUAUAAAACCGAGUGGCGUCUCUAUGCGCUCGUCGACUGUCUCUUUCAGCCAGAGACAGCUGCGCCCAAGAGCACGCCCAUUGUGCAAACGGAACGCAAGCGAAUCGAGCAGAUCGAGUCGAGCAUACGCAGUGAGCUGCCCAGCCUGCCACGUUUUAAUCGCCACGACUGUAGAACCAUGAAAUUUGAACAGGACCCGAACGCUUGCCCCUUCUUUGAGGGACAACAAGCUGCGGCGGCGGCGGCGGCGGCGGCACAGAUUAAGACAGAGCUGCCCAAUGUUAAGACUGAAGUCAAGCCCGAAUUCGAUGUGGAGCCAGCCAUGGCAUUGCCCGCGGAGAAACGCUCGCCGCUGGCGCCCGCCAAUCGCACACUGGAACCACAAUUGUUGCCGCCACUGUCGCCGGCAACAGACUUUACCGCCGCGCCGCCGGGCGCCGCACGUCGCUCGCGUCGUCGCACCAUAAUGCCGCGCACGGGCCAGAUAACGCUGGCCCAAAUCGAGCGUCUGCGCAAGGAGAACGAGCUGCUGGCCGAGCAGCGGGAUGCGAAUCUGGCGGAUCUGGCGAUGAAGGAGCGCGAAUAUCAGCAGCUGGAGCAGACCUUUGACUUCUGGCUGCAUCAGCAGGAAACGUGGAUGGCUUACCUCGAUGAGCGUGGCAUCAAGUAGCGACCAUAACCAAACGUUUGACAAACGACUAGUUAGGUUAAAAGAUGAAUUGAAGGUUAAGCUUUAAUUUCGAGCAGCUGCCAAUGAAAUUGAAUGAUCUCCGGCGCUGGCUUUUGGUUUCUCUUUUGCGUUCCUUUAUUGUUAAUGAUAGGUAUAGAGGUGCUAAGGAAAGCAGCGCAAAAUAUUUUUUAUAUAUAUUAUUUAAUAAAGCCAAAUAUUGUAAUUCUGCAGGUUAA
This is a messenger RNA of Drosophila virilis, 1294 nucleotides long. RefSeq lists its product as uncharacterized. The record is from RefSeq and is a predicted model, not a curated record. NCBI's taxonomy places the organism in Eukaryota, Metazoa, Arthropoda, Insecta, Diptera, Drosophilidae. Gene Ontology annotation, biological process: positive regulation of DNA-templated transcription. Gene Ontology annotation, cellular component: nuclear body.